Helianthus annuus (common sunflower) is the source of this 1065-nucleotide messenger RNA. Its product is annotated as protein FAR1-RELATED SEQUENCE 5-like. Gene Ontology annotation, biological process: regulation of DNA-templated transcription. The record is from RefSeq and is a predicted model, not a curated record. The coding region runs from base 211 to 1065 and encodes 284 amino acids. Lineage: Eukaryota; Viridiplantae; Streptophyta; Magnoliopsida; Asterales; Asteraceae. The transcript has 2 exons.
CUUGAAUGUGAUCGUGGUGGUGAGCACCAGAGUACAGCAACACUUAGAAAAGCUGGAAGCAAAAAAACCGGUUGCCCGUUUUACCUGCUGGCUGUCCGAAACCACCCGUAUGAAACCUGGGAGAUAAAAGACGGAACAAUUGAACAUAACCACGAACUUUGUGAGGACCUGUCGGCCCACGCGUUUGUGCGAAGGUUUACUCCAAGCGAAAUGAAACUGAUCGAGCAGCUGACAGCUCAAAACAUGGAGCCGCGCAAAAUAUUUCAAACGAUAAGGAAGCAGGACCCCGACAGGUUUCAUGUUCAGAAAGACGUUCAAAACGUUGUAGCGAAGAUUAGAGCCGAACAAAGACAAGGAUUGACUCCCAUGCAGUCACUAGAAAAUGUGCUGAUGAAGAACGACUUUAUUUACGAGAUCCGGGAAGAACCCGGAACAGAGAUCGUAACAGAGAUCUUCUUUCUUCAUCGGGACUCGAGAGUCUUGUGGCGUGCAUUCCCCCACGUCAUGAUGAUCGAUGCAACGUACAAGACAAACAUAUACAAUAUGCCCUUUAUCCAGAUUGUUGGUAUGACGCCUACCAACAAAUCGUUUAUUAUCGCGCAUGCCGUUGUUAGUAAAGAACGGGGUGAUAACUUUGUGUGGGUGCUUGAGAGGGUUAAGGCAAUGUUGGAUGAAUGUAUGGAGCCACGUGUGAUUUUAACGGAUAGAGACCUAGCCCUUAUGGGCGCGUGUGCUAAAGUAUUUCCAGACGCCUCCAGGCUUCUUUGCAGGUGGCACAUACAACAGAAUGUUAUGAAGCACUGCAAGGGUGCCUUCACAGACGACGACUGGAAGACAUUUUUGUCAUUCUGGGGUUCAUUGAUUGAGUCUCCAUCCAUACCCAUCUACGACUACCACUUGCGCAACAUGCGAAAGCGACUUGUGGAGUGCAAACGUUCUAGAGUCUUCAAAUACGUGUACGAUAACUGGCUAAAAGACUACAAGGAGAUGUUUGUCUUUGCGUGGACUGAUAAGAGGCGCAACUUUGGUAAUCGUACUUCAAAUACGUGUACGAUAACUGGCUAA